UGAACACAGGUCACAACAGGGACUGAAUGACAGGAGCAGCGUGAAGAUUAGGACCACAUUUAGAAUCAGGAGUCAGCUUCUUGACAUUCAAACAGAUUUACCACAUCACUCAACAAAAGGCACCUGUUGGUGGCUGGACAGGAGUUGGCAUUUUUUUCUCUCUGACUCAGGAAGACCCGAGUUGUCGCCUUUUGACUCGCACUGCCAUCAGCCAUGGGCUCCUUGAUAUGGGCCUGCAUCACUGACUUCUUCACCUACGAGACCACCAAGUCUGUGGUGGUCAAGAGCUGGUCUGUGGGCAUCAUCAACCGGAUCGUGCAGCUGCUCAUCAUCACAUGUUUCGUCGGCUGGGUCUUCAUCUACAAGAAAGCUUAUCAGGUAAAUGACACCGGCAUCGAGUCCUCUGUGAUGACCAAAGUAAAAGGCUUAGGUUACCAUAACAACCGUGUGCUGGAUGUGGCUGACUACGUCUUCCCGCAACAGGGUGCAGGUGUGUUCUGCAUCAUGACCAAAAUCAUCAUCACUGAAAAUCAGUUCCAAGGAAAAUGUGCAGAGACUGUAGAGAUCUUCAGUUGUGAGACAGAUGAAGAAUGCCACAAGCAUUUUGGUUCCGUCCUUGCCAGUGGAGUACUAACAGGUGUUUGCCUGAAGUCCUUCAAUCAGACCAAGGGUCAAUGUGAGAUUGAAGGAUGGUGUCCAGCUGAGAACGACAGAGUCACAGUCAAACCGAUGCUGAAUGUGAAAAACUUCACCAUUUUCAUCAAAAACAGUAUUCGCUUUCCACUCUUCAAUGUCACCAGAGGGAACUUUCCCUCCUCAAUGAAUGCGUCACAGAUCAAGAGGUGUACCUACCAUCCGGAGACGAACCCCUUCUGCCCCAUCUUUCGGGUGGGGGACGUGCUGAGAUACACGGGGCAGACUGUGGAAAACCUGGCAUACAAGGGUGGAGAAAUAGGAAUAAACAUUCAAUGGAUUUGUAACUUGGACCUGGACAUUAGUAAUUGUGUGCCUAAGUACUCUUUCACGCGGCUGGAUGCACCGUUUGCCAAGAAUGCUGUCUCUAAAGGAUACAACUUCAGAUUUGCCAAAUAUUUCAAGACAGAGAACGGGACUGAAUUUCGGACACUUCACAAAGCUUAUGCAAUCCGCUUUGAUGUUAUGGUCACGGGCAAUGCAGGAAAGUUUGAUACCAUCCCAACACUGAUCAACUUGGUAGCUGCCUUCACCUCUAUUGGACUGGGUACGGUUCUCUGUGACGUUAUCUUACUGAACUUCUUGAAAGGGGCAGAGCAGUACAAAGCCAAGAAAUUUGAAGAGGUGUCAGAGGCUCAGAUAGAAGCACCCCUCACUCAGAGCCCAGGGAGCCAGCUGUCACUCAGGCCAGGUAUCAAGAGCUCAUAUGACUCUGGGGCCCUUUCCCUCGCUACUUCUGACCAACCUAUCUGACUGACAACAACAACAACAACAAUCUGAAGAGAUGGACAUUUCUCUUUCUCCCUCUGUCCCUUUACCUUAUUGCCUCCCAAGAGAUUCAUUAUGCCUUUUCUGGAUGUCAGGAUCCUGCUGUAAGUUUUAGUUUGGCAAGUUUAUGGAAUUGAAUAAAUAUGGACAACUUUGCUGCCAGCUUCACAAUUUCACAGCUCAAAGUGGGAGUCAGAAGAAAAGAACUUUGGCCUUGUAGCCCAUGACUGUGACUGGUGAAAUUCAGUGAAUGGCCAACUCUAACCGCUGGGAUAAAGCUUUGUUAAAACUACAGUCAUUAAACUCAGAGGGAAACACACAGUAAUAAAAAUGGUAUUUUAUUAUAACCUAUUUCAUUGUACAGCAUUUUACUACAAUAAACUGUAACCUCCUGUUAACGCUAAUGAAGCAAAUUAUUAAACUGAAUAAAUCUCAUCUAAUUUCCAGUUAUCUUUGCUCAGAUGAGCCAGAAAUCUAAAAACAAUAUGAAAAUCAAUAUGUCAUUAAGAAAAACCACUGCUGAGAAUAAAACUAUUUGCAUUUUU
Molecule: messenger RNA, 2006 nt
Organism: Seriola dumerili (greater amberjack)
Lineage: Eukaryota; Metazoa; Chordata; Actinopteri; Carangiformes; Carangidae
Gene: p2rx3a
Product: P2X purinoceptor 3-like
Exons: 12
Coding region: 214-1446 (410 amino acids)
Biological process (GO): response to ATP; monoatomic cation transmembrane transport
Cellular component (GO): nuclear inner membrane; plasma membrane
Molecular function (GO): purinergic nucleotide receptor activity; ATP binding; extracellularly ATP-gated monoatomic cation channel activity
Source: RefSeq, a predicted model, not a curated record